AACAGACUAGAGACAACCAGGAUUCAGCCAGGAACGAACAGGUUGGAAACAGUCGGGAGCUGAAGAUCGUCACGCGAUGGGAUCUCCACUUGAUCAAAAAGAAAAAUUCGAAGUUGAAGUCGAGACUAGGAAGUAAGAAGUUAGAGGAGAGAGAGAGAGCAAGAGCGAAGAGAGGGACGGACCCUUAUGAGUGUGGAGGGAGCUGAAAAGGCUGCAGAAAAGCCUUAUUCCACAGAGAUAUUACUAGUUAGUUAGUUACUAUACUAGUUCAAGUUGGAGUCCCUGCACAUAAGAUGAUGACAGGUAAAAGAUGAAUCUGGCCUGAGAACAGUUGCAUGCGAUUAUUAAGGACCAACGCGGGGGAAAACAUCAUCCAUAUAUACAUAUCCACACCACCCUUUCCUUUCCUUUCCUUUCCCUACUAAAUCAUGUAUGAAUCAUAUCGCCCCCAUCCACUCCUCGCCCAGGUCCCUCUGACCGUCUCCCCCUUCAUCAACCUUCCCACCACGGUGACUCUCCCGUACACCUACCGAUCCGUUCCUUCUACUCUUCCUCCCUCUGUCACAGUUGACCCCAGCAAUCCCGGCACGAAACCGCGUUAUGUUGUUUCCUCUAGCGGUGAGCAUGCUGCCUCACCCGAGGAUAUCCUAGCUUCGUGCAAGGCGCUCGAGCAACACCUAAAUAAAACAAAAAGCGACGCACAUAAGGCGAUUAGGCAAUGGGAGGAGUCGAUAUCUGCGCGAGAACUUGCAGAGAAACGUCGGGUUGCGCCCGGGUGGCUGGAUCGGGAUGAGAAACUUCUGCAACCAAGUAAUGCGCCGGGGAGCCGACUCUCGCAAAGCCAGCCCACAAGUCUCCUAGAUAGUGCUUCUAUCGAUCCGGGUGCAUCCAAGUUACCUUCUAUGGCUCCGCGCGAUGACGGUCAAGAACUAGAUCGAGCGUUUGGGGGACUUGACGUGAAAUGAACCCUCCUCGAAUUCGGACGCGGCUUUUGUUAAAGUGCCAGUUGGUUAUUUCGGAACAGUCCUGAAACAUGCAGGACCCCAAACUCGCUAUGAUCCAGAAGAAUAUCGACAUCAUCACUGUAUUCGGUGGCAGGACAUGUAAUCGCUGCCUCGUGGCCCUUCGAUUACGAACCACAAGCAACAACGCUGUCGUGGCUAUUGUUUCAGCUAGAGAGCAGAGCAGCGACAGGAAGACUCUGGAGAACGAUGGGAAAUGGGAUGCUCCCAGUAGAAUUCUGUAUCACAGGAACAGAAUAGCUAUCGCUGCCUAAUUAAGUUGCAGCUCACAUGCGUCCCUGGGCCACAAUAUGUAUGUCUCGGUGUGUAUAGCGGGAGCAAUUGACAGACAAAUAUCUUAUUUAGCCUCACCUUAUC
Messenger RNA from Aspergillus ochraceoroseus IBT 24754, 1379 nucleotides. RefSeq lists its product as uncharacterized. Bases 429 to 965 code for a protein of 178 amino acids. The record is from RefSeq and is a predicted model, not a curated record. Lineage: Eukaryota; Fungi; Ascomycota; Eurotiomycetes; Eurotiales; Aspergillaceae. The transcript is spliced from 2 exons.